GUGCGAGGCGGUGAUUGUGGGCUGGGAGGGCAGGUGACUGGCGGCAGCAGGGCGGCGCUGGAGGGCAGUCGGGCGGGUGGAUCGUGGGAUGCGCAGCGUCUAGCAACGGGCAGGGCGUGGCAGUCGGGAGGAGAUUAUGUACAAUGGGCGUGGCGGAGAGGUGGACGGCGACAUGCGGCCGCAGCGGGAUGGGAGGGAGGCGGCGUGCGGUGGGAUUAG
This is a messenger RNA of Bipolaris victoriae FI3, 219 nucleotides long. RefSeq lists its product as hypothetical. The transcript has a single exon. Lineage: Eukaryota; Fungi; Ascomycota; Dothideomycetes; Pleosporales; Pleosporaceae. The record is from RefSeq and is a predicted model, not a curated record. The annotation marks the transcript as partial.